UUUACCCACUUCCUCCAAAAGGCGUGUGUGACCUGUUGCUGGAAGGGGAGAUACAAAGGCUCCCAGUGGCCGCCCGGGCCGCCCCCGGGCCCGCCUCCCCGCCGAGCCGUCCCGGCGCGCCCAGCCCCCGCCCCGUUUCAUGCAAAACCAGGGGAAGAGACUUGUCCUCAGUGGCGGAGCCGCCGCGCGCUGAUUGGCCGGAGCGAACGCAUUUAUUGCCUGACAAGCCCCCAUCACAUGGAUGGUUGUCUAUUAACUUGUUCAAAAAAGUAUCAGGAGUUGUCAAGGCAGAGAGAGAGAGUGUGUGUGUUUGCAAAAGGGGGUAAAGUAGUUUGCUGGCUCUUUAAGACCGAGGUGGAGAGAGAGAGAGAGAGAGCGAGAGAGAGAGAGAGAGCGCGGCAGGCAGAGAAAAGGGAAAAAGGAGGAAGAAGUUUUUUAAAAUCAAGACUCCGGCGGUAAUAAUAGCAGUUAUUAGCAUUAUUAAUCCAUCAGCGAAGAAGAAGAUCCUGAUCUUGAUCCAAGUGUGGUUUUGGGGAGUCCCCCUCCCCCAUUUCCUACCCCUCCCUAGGAAAAAAAAAAAAAAAGUCCGGCUUGGGACUCCGCUGCGGCUGCUCCUCGUUUCUCUGCUCAAGGCUGGUUCCAGCAAAAGUAGUUUGAAUGUACAACAUGAUGGAAACCGAGCUGAAACCUCCCGCCCCUCAGCAAACUUCGGGGGGAGGCACAGGCAACUCCAACUCGGCCGCCAACAACCAGAAGAACAGCCCGGACCGGGUCAAGCGCCCGAUGAACGCGUUCAUGGUGUGGUCCCGCGGGCAGCGGCGGAAAAUGGCCCAGGAGAACCCGAAGAUGCACAACUCCGAGAUCAGCAAGCGGCUCGGGGCGGAGUGGAAACUUUUAUCCGAGGCGGAAAAGAGACCCUUCAUUGACGAAGCCAAGCGGCUCAGAGCUCUGCACAUGAAGGAGCACCCGGAUUAUAAAUACCGACCCCGGAGGAAAACCAAGACCCUCAUGAAGAAGGAUAAGUACACGUUGCCGGGGGGCUUACUGGCACCGGGCACCAAUACCAUGACGACUGGGGUAGGGGUUGGGGCCACCUUGGGAGCUGGGGUGAACCAGAGGAUGGACAGUUACGCGCACAUGAACGGCUGGACCAACGGAGGCUAUGGGAUGAUGCAAGAGCAGCUCGGCUACCCGCAGCACCCGGGCUUGAACGCGCACAACGCGGCGCAGAUGCAGCCCAUGCACCGCUACGACGUGAGCGCCCUGCAGUACAACUCCAUGACCAGCUCGCAGACUUACAUGAACGGAUCGCCUACCUACAGCAUGUCCUACUCCCAGCAAGGGACCCCGGGCAUGGCCCUGGGCUCCAUGGGCUCGGUGGUCAAGACGGAAUCCAGCUCCAGUCCCCCCGUAGUCACUUCCUCGUCUCAUUCAAGGGCUCCUUGCCAAGCUGGGGACCUUCGGGACAUGAUCAGCAUGUAUCUACCAGGUGCUGAAGUACCAGAACCAGCUGCCCCAAGCAGACUUCAUAUGUCCCAACACUACCAGAGUGCACCUGUUCCUGGCACAGCCAUUAAUGGCACACUCCCUCUAUCACAUAUACUUCAUCCUGUUCAAAGAAAAGAAAAAAAAAAAAAAAAAAAAGGAAAAUUACCAACCUGAAAUUACUGUGUUUGAAAUAUUUUCUUAUGGUUUGUAAUAUUUCUGUAAAUUUAUUGUGAUGAUAUUUUAAGUUCUUUUUUUUUUUUCCUCCUCAUUUUCCGUAGUUGUAUUUUAAAGAUUCGGCUCUGUAUUAUUUGAAAUCAGUCUGCCGACAGUCCAUGUAUAUAUUUGAACUAAUACCAUCCUUAUAACAGGUACAUAUUCAAGUUAAGUUUUUACUCCAUUAUGCACAGUUUGAGAUAAAUAAAUUUUUGACAUAUGGACACUGAA
This is a messenger RNA of Vidua macroura (Pin-tailed whydah), 1932 nucleotides long. RefSeq names its product SRY-box transcription factor 2 (gene SOX2). Lineage: Eukaryota; Metazoa; Chordata; Aves; Passeriformes; Viduidae. The transcript has 2 exons. Gene Ontology annotation, molecular function: DNA-binding transcription factor activity, RNA polymerase II-specific; RNA polymerase II cis-regulatory region sequence-specific DNA binding. Bases 658 to 1662 code for a protein of 334 amino acids. Gene Ontology annotation, biological process: anatomical structure morphogenesis; cell differentiation; regulation of DNA-templated transcription. The record is from RefSeq and is a predicted model, not a curated record.